AGGGGUCUCUCACAACCUUCAGACGUCUGCUGCCAUCAUGCAAGCUCUACACAAGCUCUUCCUUUUUUGUGUCCUGAUGAGUCUGGGGGGAAAUGCCCUUGGAAGUGAAAUCAUAAACGGCAAAAAGACCAAGCAGAAGUCUAGGCUUUACAUGGCCUCAGUGCAGAGCAACCAUGUUCAUAUCUGUGGAGGAUUUCUCAUCUCUGAAGACUUUGUGGUCACUGCAGCACACUGUAAUACCAGUAAUCCUACAGAAGUUGUUCUGGGCACUCAUAAUCUCAACAACGUCAAUGGAAAGCAGAGAUACUCUGUGAAGAAGUGCAUACACCCAUCGUAUGAGGAUAUUGCAUCUGGUAAUGACAUCAUGCUCCUCAAAUUGGCAAAGAAAGCUCGCCUGGGUAAAAAAAGCCAAAUCAAGCCAAUCAAACUUACGAACAAAAAAAUGAAACUUAAAGAGAAAAAAAAGUGCCUUGUUGCUGGAUGGGGUUUGACGAGAACCGGAGGUGAAGUUGUGGAUGAUCUGGAAGAGGUGGAAGUCCCUGUCAUUAACCUGGAGCAGUGUAAGAAACUGUGGAAAAACAAACUUCCUGCUAAGGUAAUCUGUGCAGGUGGAUACAACUCAGAGAAUGGAUUCUGUCAGGGUGACUCUGGUGGUCCUUUGGUGUGCGACCAGAAGGCGGUGGGUGUUGUUUCCUUUAAUAAUGGUUCUUACUGUGACUACCCAGACCUCCCCAACGUCUACACCGACAUUUUCGAAUUCCUCCCCUGGAUAAAAGGCAUUCUCAAGAAAAAGGACUGCUAAUUGUAAGAGUGUUACUGGCGAUCUUAUCAUAAUGGAUUUAUAGGCCCAGAUGACAUUUGCUUGAACUGUGUGAAAGUAGAAUUGGAAUUUUUGUAACUUCUCCCAUCUGUGGAAACACACAGUAAGUUUUAUAUACAAUAAAAGUUUCCGACCAUG
Messenger RNA from Notolabrus celidotus (New Zealand spotty), 958 nucleotides. Its product is annotated as granzyme B-like. NCBI's taxonomy places the organism in Eukaryota, Metazoa, Chordata, Actinopteri, Labriformes, Labridae. The record is from RefSeq and is a predicted model, not a curated record. Gene Ontology annotation, biological process: proteolysis. The transcript is spliced from 5 exons. The coding region runs from base 38 to 802 and encodes 254 amino acids. Gene Ontology annotation, molecular function: serine-type endopeptidase activity.